This is a messenger RNA of Microcebus murinus (gray mouse lemur), 1057 nucleotides long. RefSeq names its product thymidine kinase 1 (gene TK1). Lineage: Eukaryota; Metazoa; Chordata; Mammalia; Primates; Cheirogaleidae. The record is from RefSeq and is a predicted model, not a curated record. Gene Ontology annotation, molecular function: thymidine kinase activity; ATP binding. Gene Ontology annotation, biological process: thymidine metabolic process.
GACUGGCCCCGGGCGGCGGCUCCCGAUUGGCCGGCGUUCGGUGCUUAAAGGCGGGCGGCGCGGGAAAGCGCGGUCCCUUGCGGUGCGGGCGGCGGGGUCUCGGGCCUGGCGUGCUGCGCGGAGGCGCCAUGAGCUGCAUCAGCCUGCCCGCCGUGCUGCCCGGCUCCCCCGGCAAGACGCGGGGGCAGAUCCAGGUGAUUCUCGGGCCCAUGUUCUCAGGAAAAAGCUCGGAGCUGAUGAGACGGGUCCGUCGCUUCCAGAUUGCCCAGUACAAGUGCCUGGUCAUCAAAUAUGCCAAAGACACUCGCUACAGCAGCAGCUUCUGCACACAUGACCGGAACACCAUGGAGGCGCUGCCGGCCUGCCUGCUCCGGGACGUGGCCCAGGAGGCCCUGGGCGUGGCUGUCAUAGGCAUCGAUGAAGGGCAGUUUUUCCCCGACAUCGCGGACUUCUGUGAGACCAUGGCCAACUCGGGGAAGAUCGUGAUCGUGGCCGCACUGGACGGGACCUUCCAGAGGAAGGCUUUCGGGGCCAUCCUGAACCUGGUACCCCUGGCCGAGAGCGUGGUGAAGCUGACCGCGGUGUGCAUGGAGUGCUUCCGGGAAGCCGCCUACACCAAGAGGCUGGGCACGGAGAAAGAGGUAGCUCGACCUGCCUUCUCCUCCCAGGGUGGGCAGGGGCACCGCUCUGCCUCCUUCCGAGUCCAGGCCUUCACGUCCUUUCUCUGUCCCUGUGGCCAGGUUGAGGUGAUCGGUGGGGCAGACAAGUACCACUCCGUGUGUCGCCUCUGCUACUUCAAGGCCUCGGGCCAGCCUGCUGGGCCGGACAACAAAGAGAACUGCCCAGUGCUGGGAAGGCCGGGGGAGGCGGCCUCGGCGGCCACCAGGAAGCUCUUUGCCCCUCAGCAGAUCCUGCAGCGCAGCCCUGUCAACUGAGACGGCCACCUGCUCCCACUCCUGCUGCCGCCUAGCGGACGCCUGCACCCAGCCUGCUGUGUGGCCUGCUGGGGAGGAAGUCAGGGAGGGCCACCCUGCUUGGGGGACUUUCUGAGGCUGCC